Molecule: messenger RNA, 1579 nt
Organism: Myotis lucifugus (little brown bat)
Lineage: Eukaryota; Metazoa; Chordata; Mammalia; Chiroptera; Vespertilionidae
Gene: DEXI
Product: Dexi homolog
Exons: 2
Coding region: 480-767 (95 amino acids)
Source: RefSeq, a predicted model, not a curated record
GGCGGAGCUCGGAACGCGACCUGCAGGGCGACGCGGCGGCUGCAGCCAUGGGCGCUGAGCCGGAGGAGGCACAAAUGGGGCUCGAGGAACUGCCGGGCCGACCUGGAGAGACUGCCUCCGGGACUGGCCCUCGACGCUGAGCCGCGGUGGGCUCCCCGCCAGUCCUGCGAGGGUCCGUGAUUGCGAGCGGGGCGCAUCGGAGCAGCCGGAUAGCCGCCGGGCACUUCGGGGGGGGCCCGCCUGGCCGCCGAGCGGAUCGAGAGGGCUGUGUGGGCACAUCUGGGGGUACGGGGACCCCUCCACGCACGUUUCGGAGGCCGGGCGCAUCCCCAGGUUUCGCCGCCGGAAACCAGCGCCGCCUCGGUCGAGCCGCAGGGCGUCCCUGGAUGGCUGAGCUGCCCCCUCGCCGGCCGCCCGGGCGCCACAGCGGCUGAGCUCGCUGGGACCUCCGGGCCGCCGCCGCCCUCGUCGUCCCCUGCAUGCCCAGUGCCCGGGUCGCGGCCCACCUGGACGUGCUGGGCCCCCUGGGCCCCUACGUGCCCCCGCCGCUGCUGCCCUCUAUGUUCUACGUGGGCCUCUUCUUCGUCAAUGUGCUGAUCCUAUACUACGCCUUCCUCAUGGAGUACAUCGUCCUCAACGUGGGCCUCGUCUUCCUGCCCGAGGACAUGGACCAGGCGCUCGUGGACCUCGGCGUGCUCUCCGACCCGGGCUUGGGCCUCUACGAUGCCGACUCGGAGCUCGACGUGUUCGAUGGUUACUUGGAGUAGGCCUCGCUACCCCGCAGCUCCCCCCCACAACCCGCCACCUUCCACCCGGACCAGCCGCCCAGAACAUGCCGCCGCUGCUGGUUGAGGGCACCGUUUGGCCGGGGAUGGGACCUCCAGGACCAGGUCCUCUCCGGCCCCCGAGGCCUGCCUGCUCCCUUCAGAAGUUCUGUGCCAACAGAGAGGCUCCCAUCCAGGCCCAGGACAGGGGGAUGGAGAGGUUGAGACUGAGUGCCGAGGUCGGGAAGGCAUUUGUCCCCCUCCCCAAAGGGAGAAGGCGGGCAUGUCCGAAGACCUCUCCCGCCUGCAGCAUUGCACAGAUGGCCUUGCCUUGGCUUCUGGCCUUCCGCACCGCGAUGGAUGUUUACAGGAACCCAGCCAGAGUAUGCCUCCCUGCUCUCUCUCCCCGACUGCACCUGCUCCCCACACUUAACUUUCAAGAGGACACUUCACACCGCGGACACGCACACAGAAACGACAGGCAACUCCGGCUGCUGCCCGUGGAGCCCUCAGCCCGACUGGGUUUGGCCCAGGCUGAUCUUAGAGGCAGCGACCGUUUCCGGGAAUGACUCCGAAGGAGAAGAGGCGGGGAAGGUGUCCGGGCUGAGGGCAAGGCUUUGACUUAUUCAUUUCAAGUUGCUUCUUCAUCAAGUUGCCAAAACUGAUCCACCGCGCCUGGGGAGGCCAUGUUGCUCCUCUGGCCAGAAUUAUUUUUAGAAAAUGCGAGUGGUUUGAAUACUGGACUUUGAUAAACCUGUAAAAGCAAUACUUAGGAGGCUGACUUCUUUCAAUUAAAAAAAUGUAUGCAACUUCAA